This is a messenger RNA of Mytilus californianus (California mussel), 8630 nucleotides long. Its product is annotated as DENN domain-containing protein 2C-like. NCBI's taxonomy places the organism in Eukaryota, Metazoa, Mollusca, Bivalvia, Mytilida, Mytilidae. The record is from RefSeq and is a predicted model, not a curated record. The coding region runs from base 219 to 3341 and encodes 1040 amino acids. The transcript has 19 exons.
GAGAUAAGAAAAUAUGGCGCUGCCCGGUGUAGGAAGUGAAUAGUAAAUGUAAAGCGAAACCAUGUAAAUAACCACAUUAUAAGAUAGUUUGUUGUGCUGAAUUCAAAAUGAGGACAAAGAUACAAGAUAUUUAGAAUUGUAAAGGAAAAUGAAAAAGAAGAGAGAAAUGCAAAAAUUUUCAACAUGGGAAUUUUUUCUUAUAGCAAACAUUAUCAAGUAUGUCUGAAUAUGUGAACCCCAAAACAAGUGUUCGUCAAUUGGAUGCUGGUCAGAUGGAAAAUAUUCGUAAAAAAUUUGAAAAUACUGCAGAAGGUACUAACCCAAGACCUCCAAUUAGUCCUAAGAAAAUUCCUAGACCAGUAUCAUCUGCCUUGUCAAAUUCUAGCAAUGUAAGCCCAAAGAGGACUCUCCCAAAACCUGCAUUGACAUCACAGAAUGGGAGUAAUGAAAAGGAGGAAUUGAAAUCAACGCGUGAACAAAUUUUACAUAAACGUAGACCUAGUAGUGAAUCUCCAGCAAUCAGUAAAUUAGUUCAGAAUUUCAAUGAGGGUAAUGCACAGUCUUCUGGAAAGUUAAAAACCGUUCAUUCAGACAAUGAUAUCGCCUCUGAAGCACUGCGACGGAAUCCUGUAUCAAGGUUCUCUCCAACAAGGCCAGUUUCUGUUGCAGAAAGAACAAAAAGGUUUGAAAGCAUAGACAAUACUGAGGAUACUAAUGUACCAGGUCAGUCUACAGUUUCCUCAUUACGACCAACUACUAUUGCUAGAACAAGAUCACAACGUAUCAGUUCUUCAUUAGAGGGUACAGAAGAUGACCAUAAUGUCUUUAAACGAACACCUACUGCAAAACCCAGAUCUCGACCAGUUAGCUCUGAAGUGGACUCUAAGGAUAUGAAACCAACACCACCAGUUAAACCUCGUUCUCGACCUCCCAGUCAAGCUCAGGAUGAUGGUGAUAAUGAAUAUGGUGCUGUUUGGGAGUCUGGACCAUCAGUUCCAACUCCUCCUCCUGUAAAACCUCCACGGACAGGUGCUCACGAUGAUUAUAUGAAACUUAAAGAUUUGAACAUACAAGACAAACAAAUAUCUCAGGAAAAAUUUAAAGUGAAACAUCAUUAUGAAACAGUUCCAGAUGAUUUUAUUCAAAAUGCACCAGUUUAUAAAAAAAUUAACAAAUCUGAAAAUGAAAAUAAAGAUAGUGUUUCAAAACGACCUCUUAGACCAAACAGACCCCCACCUCCCAGAGACAAACCAGAUACUGUGGCAACUAGUACCCCUCAGAAAUCAAAUUCCUUUUGUAAGAGGGAAAAGCCAGAAAUACCAAAAAGACCAGCAGGAGAAACACUCACUGGUAAUGUAUCACCUCUGUAUGAGGAACUUGAUUUAAAAAAUACAAAAUUUGAUCUGAGUAAGAUAAAACAUUGGGAUUUACCUGAAGAUAAUUUAUUGGAAGGAAGUGGCAGCUUAAAAAGAAGUUUUAGUGCUGAAUGUUUAAGAAGGGACAGCUUUUUUGACGAUCCUAUCUAUGUGGAUCCUAUUAAGGUUAACUUCAGGGAUGACACAGAUUUUGAUGUUUAUGUUGAUCCAUCAGGUUAUGCAAUACCCUACAGACAUAAAAAAAGACUUCAACAAACAGCUUCCACACCUGCGCAACCAAAGAAAAGUAAACUGUACCGUCAGUUAAGCAUGGAAGCCAGACCUAUAAGUCAAGCAGUGAAAUGCAAGCUGGGAAACCUGAGGAAGAGAAUAUUCAGUCAAGACACUCAUCAUUUAACUAAAGAUAGAAAAGAAUUUGACAUUUCAAAGAAUAAGAAGAAACUCCAAAGUGUUAAAAUGAAGAUCAAUAUAGCUUUUGCAAUAAUGAGGAAAGCGAAGAAAACAGAAAAUGAAGACCAAGAAGGAACCCAGAGUGCUGAUUUAGGUUCUUUGGAGUCUGACAGUUUGGUUGAUGAAAAGGAAAUUGAAAAAAGGAAAGAUUAUUGUAGUGUUGUUAGGAGGAAUACAGCAAAGAAGAGAAAAGACAACAAACAAGCCCAGUCAGUAGCCUAUCCUCAGUUGUUUGACUUUGCAUUGAUCGUCGGUCUUGAGCCGGUCUCUGAAGAAGGUGGAUACAGGCCGUAUAUUAUAUACAAAUUUCCUGAACAGCCUGCAGGAGAAGGAGAGAUAGAGAGUAAUAUCUCCAUUCCACAGUUCUGUUUUCCUGAUGCAUUAGAAUUUGAUGUAAAAACAGCUUCUCCUGCAGCACCAAGUGAGUCUUUUUCCUUUGUACUGACCACCUUUGAUGGACAACAUGUAUAUGGAUACUGUAAAAGACUUGUGCCUAUAGACACACCAGCUGGUUUACCAGAGGUUAUUUGUAUAGUUAGUCCUGUAGAUGCUUUCUCAAUGUAUAAUGAUUUGUUGGAUGAAAUUGAAGCCAAAAGACAAUUAUCUUUGAUCAUGGCAAAAGAAUUGAUUGUAGCAGCAUUUGGUAGACCCUUACCUGAACCAGGAAAGAUGGUGCAUGUUAGAACAUUGGAUGAAAAUUGGGAAACAGGUACUAUAUUUCUUGCCAGACCUGAUGAUGACAGAGUUGAUAAUGCAAAUAGAGAAACACUAUUAUCAAAGCUUGGUGUAGAUAAAUUAAUCAAAUUAUUUUCUGUGAUGUUACUGGAGAGAAGCAUUCUGUUCUGUGCGAAAAACCUUGGGAUUUUAUCCCAGACAAUCCAUGCCAUGAGAUCUUUACUUUAUCCAUUCUCCUGGCCACACACAUACAUUCCAGUAUUACCAGAUACCAUGUUAGAUAUCUGUUGUUCUCCCACACCAUAUGUUAUUGGAAUACUGUCGUCACAUCUUCAGACAGUUCUUAAUCUGCCACUUAGUGAGAUAUUUAUAUUUGACCUUGAUAAAAGACAAGUGAUUAAGUCACAAGGAGAUGAGGAUACACUGCUGCCUAAAUCUGUACAGAAAGCACUAAAAACAGUCCUAAACAUGUGCAAAGUUGAGGGAGAUCUGAAAAAUGCCCAGAAUUUGCUGAUAUCAGAAGCUUUCCUUAGGUUCUUUGUUGAAGCCGUUGGACAUUAUGGAAACCACAUUACAACUCAGCAAAAUGGUCAGCUUGUCUUUGAGAAAGAUAGUUUUGUAAAGAAUGCACAGUCCUCUAGUAUGGAACAGUUCUUAGAAUGGUUUACAGAAACACAGAUGUUUGAGGUGUUCCUCACAGAUAAAGUGGAAACUAAAAACAAAUCAAAGACGAAUACGCUUAAUAUAUUCAACAGUCGUAUUAAAGAGUACAAUGAGGAGUUGGAAGAAGCCAAGAAAGACAAAAAGAAGUCAAAAGGAUUCCUGAAAUUACUAAAAUAGUCUCAAUCAUUCAGAGUUAUAGUCACAAGAUAUCGGUAUAUUUAUCUGUAAAAUUGUCUCAUGUUAUCUCAGUAAUUAAUUAUACAAUGGAUAUAAGCAUUAUCAUCUUAUACAUGAAAUAUAUAUAUAUAUAUUAUUUGCAUGAAAUGUUUACUAUCAAAUAUAAAACCAUUGUAUAAAAAUUUAUUAUUGCAUUUGAUAACAAUUGUGCUAAAGAUAUUAUCCUUCCAUGAAUUUUCUGCUUAUAAUCCAAGAAUUUGUCAUGGUAUCAUGUAUUAAUUUGAUACACAAUUUUUGUUAUUUGAACACAUGGAAAGUUAAUACUAGUUAUAACAAACAAAGGAAAAUAAAAAAUUUAAAUUUGUGAAACGUUUUAACUUAAAUGCAUUAUCUCCAAACAACCCAAACUUCUGAUAUAACUCAAUGAAUUAAGGUACAAUAACUAGUACAAGUUUCACAUUUUUAUUGAGCAGUUUUUACACUCAUUGCAAAAACCGACUAUAUUAAUGCUUUUCAUUAAAAAAAAAACUUUUGUGUUUCUAUGAUAUUUACACUACAUGAAUUUCCAAACAUUUAUAUACAAAGAACAUUUCACAAAUACUCUUUAUGAUCUCUCUCCACCUAUCAAGAAGUUUUUCAUCAUGCAUUAUUCUAAGUGCAAUGACAAUAUGCAAUAAAGUUUUUGGUUUUGAUAUUUGGAAAUAUGUUCAUACACUAUUAACUACAAAAGUAAAUAACAGAAUGACAAUUUUUGUAAUUUGUUGAAAAUCUAUUUUUUUUUAGUGUUGUUUUAAUAAUGAUCUAAAAUAAGAAGAUAUAAGUUUAGUAUUAUUUUUUUCUCCCUCCCUCCCCCCAAAGAAAUUCUAAAUUCUUUUAUACUUUUCUGUUAUUUUUGUAUUGCAAAAAAGGUAUAAUUAUAUGAUUUGGCAAUUUAGUACGGAAAUGUUAAAAUGACUCAGUGAUCUCAGAAAAAGGCAAAACAAAUUUGUUCUUAAGAAAAAGAGACAUUUUUAGCAAAAAUUCUUACCCAAUAAGAUAUUUGAACCACAACAAAGUUAUUGUGAAAUACUUUGUUCAGAAAAAUAUCUUUUACAUGAAAAUUUUACUCAUAUCUAAAUAUGGAUGAGGUAUUUUUCAUGGAUAUAUUACUUUUGAGGGGACCAAAGCAAAGAUAUAAGUAAGAUUUUAAACUUAUUAUUUAUUUAUUAAAAAAAAUUGACAUUUUAAGUUGUAUUUAUCUCUUGGAGUAUCUUUAAGAUUUUACAAUAGAGGUGCCAAGAACAGCACUUAAUCAUAAAUUCUCUGUUUUAACUACCAAACUUAAGUAAAAUGCUGUAGAUUUAUUUUAUUUUUUGGGGGGGAAUAAUUUUCAUGGAUCGAGGAAAAAACUUUUUAUUGAUUCUUGAUUAUUUUGUUUUGACAAAUUUUGAAUACAAGUCUCAAGGGAAAUUGUAUCUUUUUGAACACUGAUAUUCUUGGUUCACCUAUGUCCAUGAAACCCAUGAAAAUUAAUACUCCCUGGAUAAUAUGAAUCAACAGUAUGCUUAUUUAUAACUGUGGUUUUGUUAACCUAUAAAUUUCUCAAAAAUUAUGCUUUCGCAUUAAAACAGACAACAUGUUUUGUAUAAAUCUCAUUUUUAAUAUAAUUAAAAUGUCAGAUCUUUUGUUUGAUAUGGUGCUCAUAUUUUCCCUAUCUUCUUGUGUUAAGUUACUCUUUAUACAUAUACAAAACCUGUAGAACUAUGGUCAAUUUCUGUUGAUAUAACAAUAAUGUUUGAAAAACAAAAGUUUGCAAUAUUGGAGCUGACAUUUUUUGGUUGCAUUUAUUAUGUCAUCAUAAUAUUCAUUUGCUAGCUGCAAAUUCUAGUUGAACAAAAGAAAAUCUGUAUAAAAUGACUUGUUAGAAAACUUAUCAUUUAAACAAGUUAUAAUUCCUAUCAUAAUGUUACUUAGGGGUUGGUGCCUUAUUUUACUUAAAAGUAAGAUAUGUUUGCAUGUGUGCCAAUGCAUCAUAUUAAUAGUUAUAAAUGAUUGAUUCUUUAUAAUUGUUUCAUAGAAAUAGAAUUUAUCCUGUAUAUUCAGUGGUGGAUUCAAGGGGGAGGGGUAGAGGAUUUAGGAAAAAAAUAUAAGUUUUUGGCAUAAAAUCAUCUGACAUGGUUUUCCAUUAUGGACAAAAUACCCCCCCCCCCCUUUUUCUUGAAACCCAGAAUCCACCUUGAUAAUUUAAAUUGUAAAUUUCAGAAAAAUAAAUUGUUUUGAUAAGUACAUCAUGAAUAUCUCAUUAUAACAAUUAGUUGUAUAAUUAAUACUUAAUAUAAAUAAUAUGAAUCUCAUCAAAGUAUUUUUAUUAACAUAUGGUUCACAUUGAUUGGCAAUAUGUCAUACUUUUUGUGAGAUAACAAAUUUAAUUUGAAAGGGAUUGGUUAUUAUAUUGUAUUCAGCAUUGUAAUUUAGAUUUGUAUAUAUUCUAAUUAAUAAGUAAUAAAUGUCCUGAUAUUUAAAAGUAGUAUAUAAUUAUUUGCAUGAAGGAAGGGUAAAUGAGUAAGAAUCUCUCAUUGACAAUUUUACCAUGUAGACAAUUUUAAUAUUAUUAUUGUUGUUGUUGCAGAACAAAAUGAUCCUAUAGUUACAUUUGUAAUUAGUUUUUGCGUACUUAAAAUAUUUGUACUAAUUUGUAUAAAAAUAUUGAAAUUGAAGAACCUGUUUUUUUUUUAAAUCCUAAUACAUGCAUUUAAUAUAUAUGGGUUACAUUCAACUUACAUAAUCACUUUAAAAUCAAAUUUGAAAGUUUACCCAAGAUUUUCAUUUGUCUUUCAUUGUGAGCAGUUGUAAAUUGCAUAUUCUUAAAUUUCUAAUUGUAAACUUUUCCUUCAUGGCACAUGUUUUUCAUGAAUGAAAAGUGCUAGACCAUAGUAUAUUAACAAUCGUCCAGAAUGGGCCAGUGUAAUAUUUUUAUUUCAAACUUGAAUGUAAAAUAAAUCAUACAUAUUUUUUAUGUGUCAUGUUUUAUAACUGUCAGAUAGAUUAUGUAAUAUAAUAAUAUAUAUAAUAAUGCUGAUGAUUUUAAACUGGUAUUUAUGUGCAUGUGCAAUUUAACAGAUAAUUAUGGUAAGCAGCGUGUAAGCAGCAGUCAUAGGCAAAGUCCCAUAGUGUAUAUAGAAUUUUACAAAUACUAUUUAUCUGUGAUACUUAUUAUUUUUGCUUAGUAUUAUUGCGCUUUUAUUUAUUUGCUAGGGAUAGAUUUUUCAUGUUUAAUUAUAAAAAUUGUUUGUACAUUGUUAAUGAAAUGUUGUUUAAGGGUUUUUAAGGACUUUUAUUUGUUUGAUCAUUAUAGUUUUAGUUAAAGGUACUUACAAUUUUAAUGAAUCAUAGAAUCUUAUUUUUGAAGCAUUUAUAAGUUUACAAACAUGAUAACAUAAUACAAUAACAAGUCUAUAAAUAUGUUCCCACUACCAACGGUAACAUGGUAAAUAUGUUCCCACAACCAACAGUAACAUGGUAAAUAUGUUCCCACAACCAACGGUAACAUGGUAAAUAUGUUCCCACAACCAACAGUAACAUGGUUUUGUUCAUCUUUAAAAAAGAAGAAUGCAAAUUUUAAGAGGAAACCUACAACUGUUUAUUGUUUUUGAUGUAAGAGGUAAGGUAAGACACAGCUAUCAUUUUUUUCUUUGACAGUGCCAUGAUACUAUCAACUUUUUCAAAAAUAAUAUAAUCUUUUUUCCUAUUCACCAGUUUAACUGAAUUUUAUAUGGAGUUAUGCCCUUGUCAACAAGACAUUUUCAAAUAACCUUCAUCUUAUUUUUAGUAUAUAGUAACGAGGUUACUGUUUGGGGUAGCUGUGCAGCUCCUUUAUAGCUGUUUUGCAUGUCAAAACCUAUUUAGAUAAAACUAAAUCAAAGAUGCAGGUGAAAUCGUCAGACAAGACAUUCAUGAAAAUUGGUUUACCAUUAUGAUUCUUAUAAAUGAAUCUGUAGAAAAAUAUUCUGCUAUAGAUUACAAAUUAUAUCUCAAACUAGGUAAUAAAGAAUAGAAAACCCUGGUCAAUUGUUGUAGUUUUUGGCUUCAAAACAUUAUGGAAUCUCCAAAGAAAAAUUGCUUAAAUAUAAUUUUCUCUUUUUCUUUAAGGUUCAAAUUUAUGCCAAUGUAUUCCAAUGAAUUCUUUAAAAAUCCUGAAGAACAACAUUAGAUAUACAGUUCUUCCUUGCUAUCCUAGAACAAUUUAAAGGUGAGAGGGCUUAGAUGAUACUUGUUUGUAGAAAUUUGUGAUAAAGGUACAGUGCUGUAUUAUUGUCAAUUUGGCAGGAUAUAACAACAGAUCUUAUAUAAUUUAGUAUGAUUCUGUUACCAAUUCCGGUUUACUCCAAUUAGUUGUUUCUGACAAUGAUGGCAUGCUACUUUGUUUUGGGAGACUAACAGGUUUGUUUAUAUAUUUUACUAAUUUAUAAUUUGUUUUUUUUUCCAAACAAGAAAAAAAGUUCUGAGGUUGUAAAAGAAAAAUGUUCUUGAUAAUAUUUAUGGUUGUAACAGGUUAUUUGGAAUUAGAAAUUAACAGUUUUAAACUAUUCCUAGAGAAAACAAACAUUCUUAUCAGUAAUUGAAUAAAAAUACCCUCCUUGGUUCAAGACCAACACUUAAAGUCAAAUGGUUACCAUAUAGGGUUUACAUUGGCCAAUUUAAACGAAACAAAAAAUCCAGAAUUGAAAAUCUAUCUCUAUCUUGAGUUUUGCUUGCUUUUUAUUUUAAGCUAUUAUAUCUUAGAAAUUGUAAUUGGUGGAUAUAAUUUGUUAUAUUUGACAGUACUUAUUACAUCAUAAAAUAAUUGUUAUUUUUUUAGCAUUUCAUCGCAAACAAUUAUUGGAUAAAAAUUUCAUUUACAAUGUCUUUUUUUUUAUUAUUGAAAUGUAACCAAAAAUAGUAAAAUAUCAAAAGAUGUGAAUUGAGUGAAAAAAAUUGUAUGGUUUUGAACAUUUAUACCAUGUAUUUUUGUUAUUUUUUGUAUUUGAGGGGGUGUAUUGUUUGAAUUUUCUCGUGAUAAAAAAAACUCUAAUUAAAUCAUGUCAUGAAAUUAAGUAAUUUGUGUCAAUCAUGAUGAAAAAAGAUACCAGUAGUACUACUUAUUAUAUACUUGGUAUCGAAAACUUUUGAACUGUAAUGUUAAGGUACUACAAGUAGCUUGUACAUUUUGCUUCAGCUUGCUUGCUUAUUAUUUAUGGCACAGUGAAAUUUGAUUAUUUCUUUUCUUUGCAUUCCAUAUCAAAAUGAUAAUAAAAUUUGUUAUUGUUUCUA